AUGUCUGCCUCUGCACGAAUUCCCCCAAUUGCCCAACCGUUCGUCAGUGAACGGGCCAAGAAGACUCUGGACCAGGUCGAACAAUUCGUCGAAAAAGAAUGUAUUCCCGCCGAAAAGCUCUUCCAGGCCCAGCUGGGUGAAGCGCGCCAGCAAGGCCUGUGGAACAUGUUCCUGCCCAAGAACCACUUCUCCCAGGGCGCUGGAUUCAGCAACCUCGAAUACGGUCUGAUGGCCGAGUAUUUGGGUAAGAGCAAGUUGGCCUCCGAGGCUACGAAUAACGCCGCCCCAGACACUGGCAACAUGGAAGUCAUCGCCAAGUAUGGCAACGAAGCACAGAAGCAGCAGUGGCUGGCACCCUUGCUGGACGGCAAAAUUCGCUCGGCCUUCCUCAUGACAGAGCCCGAGGUGGCCUCUAGCGAUGCGACGAACAUCCAGUUGAACAUCCGCCGCGAGGGCAACCAAUAUGUCCUCAAUGGAUCAAAAUGGUGGUCCUCUGGCGCAGGUGACCCCCGCUGCAGUAUCUACCUCGUAAUGGGCAAAUCGGACCCAACCAACAAGGACCCCUACCGCCAACAAUCCGUCAUCCUCGUGCCCGCCGACACCCCCGGAAUCACCGUGCACCGUAUGCUUUCGGUCUAUGGCUACGACGAUGCCCCCCAUGGACACGGCCACAUUAGCUUCAAGGAUGUGCGCGUCCCCGUCUCCAACAUUGUCCUCGGCGAAGGCCGUGGCUUCGAAAUCAUCCAGGGCCGUCUGGGUCCCGGCCGCAUCCACCAUGCGAUGCGCACGAUCGGGGCCGCUGAGAAGGCGAUCGAGUGGCUCAUCGCACGGAUCAACGACGAUCGUAAGCAGACCUUUGGUAAGAGUUUGUCUUCCCAUGGUGUCAUCCUCGAGUGGCUGGCGAAGUCCCGGAUUGAGGUCGACGCCGCUAGACUCAUUGUCCUGAAUGCCGCGAUCAAGAUCGACCAGGGUGACGCCAAGUCUGCCCUCAAGGAGAUUGCCCAGGCGAAGGUACUCGUUCCGCAGACCGCGCUGACGGUCAUUGACCGUGCCGUGCAGGCGUAUGGUGCCGCCGGUGUGUGCCAGGAUACGCCGUUGGCGAACCUGUGGGCCAUGAUCCGGACGUUGCGGAUUGCCGAUGGUCCGGAUGAGGUGCACUUGCAGCAGCUCGGCAAGAGGGAGAACCGGGUCCGCAAGGAUGCUGUUAUUGAGAAGUUGAACUGGCAGCGGGCUGAGGGGGAGCGAUUGUUGGCUGCUAGUGGGCUUAAGCUGAAGAGUCAUUUGUAA
Messenger RNA from Aspergillus bombycis, 1287 nucleotides. RefSeq names its product acyl-CoA dehydrogenase family protein. Gene Ontology annotation, molecular function: oxidoreductase activity, acting on the CH-CH group of donors; flavin adenine dinucleotide binding. The coding region runs from base 1 to 1287 and encodes 428 amino acids. NCBI's taxonomy places the organism in Eukaryota, Fungi, Ascomycota, Eurotiomycetes, Eurotiales, Aspergillaceae. The transcript has 5 exons. The record is from RefSeq and is a predicted model, not a curated record.